GCAGGAACAAUUCGUUAGUGGCGGUCGGUGAAAACCAAUCUAAAAGUUUAGACUCGCCAAUGAGGAUUUCUUAAUACUCGUAUACGUUUUUUUACCUCCCGUUGGCAAAAUGACGACAUUACGAAGCAUCAGAUUAUUUGUGAUUCGACAUCGUUCGCUCUUGCUAUCCACAGUGUCAAUUGGUUUAAUUUUAAUAAUUGCAUGGCCAUCGACGGACAGUCGACAUAAUUCCAAACAGACGAAGAAAAAGGUUCUUUAUAAUUUGAUGGAAGAAACAAAGGGUAUGCCAAAACACGUCAAAGAUUGCACUAUCGAAUACGCAAACGCGCAUAAACUUCAGCAAGAUCAUCCUUGUCUACUCGAUAUUAUUCGUCGCCAGCAUCUUAACAAACCGUCACCAUCGGAUGUGCCUCUGUUUUUGGAUUACCCCAAUGUGAAAGAUCCAUCUGCAGGUCAAGUGACGGCAGUUCUACGAUUACUAAGAAAUCUGACAAACGGGUUCUUUAUUGAGAGUGGUGCCGCCGAUGGCGAAUCUUUCUCCAAUACUCUAUUUUUGGAACGAGAAAUGAACUGGACUGGACUGCUUGUCGAACCCGAACCAAAAUCGUUCCAAAAUUUGGUCAAACGAAAUCGCAAAUCUUGGACACUUCAAAAUUGUCUAAGUCUCGAAAAAUACCCAACUGAAGUCUCAUUCGAUAAAACUGAGAUCACCGGGAAAAUCAUUGGCAGUAAAGUGUCACAGUCUGAACUGGAUAACGGAAAAUUGGCAAAUGUCCAAUGUUUUCCACUGUACUCUAUACUGCUGGCCCACGGACAAAAUUGGGUGGAUUUUUUCAGCCUCGAUGUGGAAGGACAUGAACUCCAAGUGCUCAAAACUAUUCCGUGGCACAAAGUCAAUAUCACCUUGAUAGCCGUUGAAUGGGAACACGUUGAGGAAGGUUACUACGCAAUCGUCGAUUACAUGAAGGAACAAGGCUAUGUUAAUUUUGGGAGAAUCGCUACUCCCUAUGCAAGAGAUGUAGUAUUCAUCAAAGAUUUUCUCGAUGACUUGAGAUUUGACUACGUUGACUACGAUGAUGAAUAGGCCUUAGGCCUAUAAAAAUCAGCAAAUAAAAAAAGACAUGCUAAUUAGGUUUCUGAAAAUAUUGUAAGAAAGCAAGCCUUGAAAUCAUAAGUUAAAUAAGCCAUUAUUUCAUUUUAUCAUGUCUGCUAUUUGCUUUAUUUCUAAAGGACCUUCUGACCACAAAUUGCGGAUCAAUACAUCUGAAUCAACUAUUAUAUCUGCUGAUGAUGUAGAAUGUUUUUAUUUUUUACUUUUCACCAGUGAUAAUAUUUUACCAUACCGAGACAUUAUUUAGCUACUUUAUUUAUUGGUUACCACAAAAAAAGGCUUCGUAUGGAACAGAAUCCUUUUGGGGAAAUUUAAUUAAUAAUUUGAAUAAUAUCCCUGCGAUAAACAUUUCUCAUUAGGUUCAACAAAUAACUUUUAUUUCCAUUACAUGCAGAUGUGUCGUAUCAAAUUUGUGUUGUUCCUCUCAAUAUUCAGCUAGAACAAAUCAACUAUGUGUUAAAAUACAUUAUAUUAAAACAAAAAAUACAUAAACUGAAUUAAAGCACAAACGCUGUAGCAGCCUGCCCAACCCUUCACCCUAUAGUUCCCUUAUCUCCCUUAUUCCCCUUCUGUCCUACAUUACCUGGAACUCCAGUACUGCCUGUUGAACCAACGUCGCCUUUCGAUCCCUUUGGACCAACGUCACCUUUCGAUC
This is a messenger RNA of Daphnia pulicaria, 1766 nucleotides long. Its product is annotated as protein Star-like. The record is from RefSeq and is a predicted model, not a curated record. Bases 110 to 1084 code for a protein of 324 amino acids. NCBI's taxonomy places the organism in Eukaryota, Metazoa, Arthropoda, Branchiopoda, Diplostraca, Daphniidae. The transcript is spliced from 7 exons.